Hibiscus syriacus is the source of this 297-nucleotide messenger RNA. Its product is annotated as protein RADIALIS-like 3. The transcript has 2 exons. The coding region runs from base 1 to 297 and encodes 98 amino acids. Lineage: Eukaryota; Viridiplantae; Streptophyta; Magnoliopsida; Malvales; Malvaceae. The record is from RefSeq and is a predicted model, not a curated record. Gene Ontology annotation, molecular function: DNA-binding transcription factor activity.
AUGGCAUCGAGCUCGAUAUCGUUCCAUGGUUCCGGUUCGUGGACAGCCAAGCAAAACAAGGACUUCGAGAGCGCUUUGGCUGUUUACGAUAAGGACACACCCGACCGGUGGCACAAUGUUGCCAAGGCCGUCGGAGGGAAAAUUGCAGAGGAAGUGAAGAGGCACUAUGAGCUGCUGGUGAACGAUGUGAUGAAAAUCGAGUCGGGUCAAGUUCCAUUCCCCAAAUAUAGGACCACCGGCAAGAACACUCGAGGUACCAGUUACACCAACGAUGAAGAAUCUGAUCAAGCUGAAUAA